AUGCCAGUGGAGACACGCAGUGCUACACAAACCCCUAGUAUGAGUCCUUCUGGUCCUCGAAGACAAAGGCGAAUGAAGAAAAGCGGAGAUGGAGAUGAGAACAUCGCUGCACAAAAGAUAGAAGUGAAGAUGGAACCCGAGGUCGGUGAGAAGCGUGAAGCCCCUGAGCCUGAAGAGACAGAGGCGAAGAGGCCGAAGAUAGAAGAGGCCGAUGUAAAUAAAUAUGCAUUCACCCCAGGGGUAAUCGAGCGUGGACAUAUAUACUUCUUCUACCGCCCAAAAGUCCAGCAUGAAGAAGUUCAUUCUAUGGACGAUGUCAGCAAGCUCCAUGUACUCCUUGUCCCUAGUUCAUCCGAGUCCUUUAGCGUGCAAGGCAAAAGUGAGCAGAGUAAAGAUGACUCCGGUGCAGAUGCCGACGAGAUGAACCUUGUCGCGCAAGGCGCAGACGCUGCACCUGCACCUGAGUCAACGACAAAGGACAAAAAACAUUUCCGCUUGAUCAUUGUCGGCAAGAAGAGACUCCCUGAUCCUGAACGCGAAAAGCACGCCCCAAUCUGGGCGACAGUAAUAUUCGUGGGCGACAAUUUACAUGACCUGGAGAAGAAGCUGGGGGAAAGGACUUAUGAGACAAAGACCCGGGGUACACGUCGCACACCGCCUGUUCGCCUUGCAGGCCGUGGUGUGUAUGCGACUGUCAAUUCUCAAGGGAAUGUUCCAUCAAGAAAUGCCACUCACCUUGGAUACCACCUUUCACACCCGACCGAGUUGGGAGAUGUCCAGAAAGCACUUGGGAUUCAUAUUGCAUCCUCUUUCGUAAUCCAACUCAAGAAUCCCAAAGCAGAGGCUCCGGUUAGUCAACGUGUAGGAUUGCCCAAGAGUCGACGUGCAAUUUAUUCAGAAGACGUCAUGAAACACGUAUUUGGAAGGGGUGAAAAAGGACGUUCGUCGAUUGGACUCCGAUUCACCAAUUGUAACUGUAUCGAACUUCUGGACCACGAAGGUACUGAAUUACUUCUCAUCCCCGCCCGUACGGGAACGGAAGGAAAUGAUCAGAGCCUCGGAAAUGGGCGGGGAGAAGCUUUGGAAGAAGCCAGCCGCUGUGAAUCGGAGGAGCGAGUCGAACAAAUUUUCAAUCAAUUAGCCUUUAAUAAAGACCGCUUCCCAGCAGAGCCUCUCAAAGGGGAGUGGGCCUAA
This is a messenger RNA of Suillus subaureus, 1194 nucleotides long. RefSeq lists its product as uncharacterized. The transcript has 4 exons. NCBI's taxonomy places the organism in Eukaryota, Fungi, Basidiomycota, Agaricomycetes, Boletales, Suillaceae. The record is from RefSeq and is a predicted model, not a curated record. Bases 1 to 1194 code for a protein of 397 amino acids.